AUGAACCAGUCUUCUCCAGUCUUGGUCACCGUCGGUACUGGCUCCAGCAAGAGCACCGGCAUUGUCGAGAUGCGAGCCGCCGCCUUAGAGUUGGCAGCACCAUCCAAGUGGCCGGUCCCAACCUCCACCACGACCCAGACCAGCACGGUGACAAUCACUCCGGCCUGGACCACUUUGCCCACCGUGACACUCCUGUACACCACUACCAAGACUAAGAAGAACGACCACACCACCAUCACGGUGCCUCGCACCCACAGCAAAAACAAACGGGCUGAGCCCACGGACUCUCUCACCUUGUUGCCCGAUGGCUCCCUUGGAACAAUCCUGCACAAGCAUACGACUACCACUUCCACUCGGCACAAGACGUCCUUCACCACGGUGACUCCGACGGUCACUCACGUCUCCAUCCACUCUCCUGCUCCUUCCAUCACCAGGCAGCAGAAGUUUAUCACCGCCACCAGCACGACCGGUUGGACGACUAUUCCUCCCACGACCAUGAUCAUUCCUGGCACAGUCGUGACUGGCACCAUUCCUGCCACGCCCGUGACUGACGCCGUUCCUUUCACGACCCUGACUGGCACCACUCCUCGCCUGAUCAAGACCGUCGUCGUUCCGCCAAGUCUCAGCCAACUGAGCGCGACCAGCAUCAAGCAGCCGACCACCGUAGUCUMCACCGUGCACGAAUCGAUUACCACCACCGCCGUGGCGAAUGGAGCCGUCGUCCCCAUCAUUACAUCAACCGCCACCUCCACUCACACUCAGCCCCACAGCCAGAAAUCCCACCACCGAGACCUCGCGGGCCGCCCAUGCCCAACAUAUCACUUCGGCUGUGACCCUUUCGACUUCAUCAACAAGAACUGGUUCUGGCUCCUCGCCAUUCCACUCAUCCUUUUGGCUGCCGCAAUGUGGAUCUUUUUCCGCCGCUCUCGUCCCCGUGAUGGAACACCCAGCAGCCAAGAGGGCGACCAGCAGGCUGUUGUCGCCAUGGAGAAUGGAGAGCGCAAUGGAGAGAGUGAGAUUGGAAAGCGUGAGAUUGAAGGGCGCGAACCUGCGAUGCCGUCCAGAGCUGCGCCGAGACCUAACCUCAGGUCCGUUGCGGUGUAUUAA
Messenger RNA from Ramularia collo-cygni, 1107 nucleotides. RefSeq lists its product as uncharacterized. The transcript has a single exon. Bases 1 to 1107 code for a protein of 368 amino acids. Lineage: Eukaryota; Fungi; Ascomycota; Dothideomycetes; Mycosphaerellales; Mycosphaerellaceae. The record is from RefSeq and is a predicted model, not a curated record.